AUGUCGUUCUUCCAGCGCAUGCUCCGUACUACCGAGUUCCUUAGGGCUGUCCCCAAGAGCGACCAGUUCAUCGAGGGUGCCCUCACGCCCGAGGAGUUCGUGACCGCCGGCGACUUCCUCGUCCGUAAGUGUGGCACCUGGCAAUGGGAGGCCGGCGAUCCGGCCAAGGCUCGCAGCUACCUCCCGGCCGAUAAGCAGUACCUCGUCACUCGUCAGGACGCCAGUCGGCUUGGGAAAUGUGUGGCGGCCGGCCAGCCUGUGGCCCUUGGCUGCCCGGGCCCGGCCAUCACCCCGGCCUGGAGGCCGCACCACCGGGCCGCUGCAUACCACACCGGCGGUUGA
Fonticula alba is the source of this 342-nucleotide messenger RNA. Its product is annotated as autophagy-like protein 3. The coding region runs from base 1 to 342 and encodes 113 amino acids. Gene Ontology annotation, cellular component: cytoplasmic ubiquitin ligase complex; cytosol. NCBI's taxonomy places the organism in Eukaryota, Rotosphaerida, Fonticulaceae. Gene Ontology annotation, biological process: autophagy of mitochondrion; nucleophagy; autophagosome assembly. Gene Ontology annotation, molecular function: Atg8-family ligase activity. The record is from RefSeq and is a predicted model, not a curated record. The transcript is spliced from 3 exons.